Molecule: messenger RNA, 1380 nt
Organism: Culicoides brevitarsis
Lineage: Eukaryota; Metazoa; Arthropoda; Insecta; Diptera; Ceratopogonidae
Product: N-acetylglucosamine-6-phosphate deacetylase
Exons: 4
Coding region: 108-1295 (395 amino acids)
Biological process (GO): N-acetylglucosamine catabolic process
Molecular function (GO): N-acetylglucosamine-6-phosphate deacetylase activity
Source: RefSeq, a predicted model, not a curated record
ACAUCAACAUCAAAAUGUAAACACCCGUCUCUCCAUCAAAUUUUGACCUAGAUUUUAAAUUUUGUUGUUUUAAUUUUGUCUCAUUUUGUUUUUAAAAUUCAACAACCAUGACCGCGAAAUUGUUCCAAUUUUUCAAUUGUCGCAUUUUACGAAACAGUGCAAUAAUUAAAGAGGACUUGUGGGUCCGAAACGGCAAAAUAAUCAAUCCCGAAAAAAUCUUCUUUGACGAACGAAAUCAAGCAGAUGAAAAAAUUGACUGUCGAAAUGCCAUUAUCAGUCCGGGGUUCAUUGACUUGCAAAUUAAUGGUGGAUAUGGAGUCGACUUCUCUUACGAUGUGGAUACAGUUGAACAAGGAAUUAAUCGAGUCGCCAAGGGUUUGUUGAAAGAUGGAGUGACGUCGUUUUGUCCAACUGUUGUGACAAAUCCGAAAGAAGUUUAUGCCAAAGUUUUGCCACGGAUUAAGAGAAAUGCAGGAGGAUCUCAUGGAGCGACAGUUUUAGGAGUUCACGUUGAAGGACCUUUUAUUAAUGUUGACAAGAAGGGAGCUCAUCCACAGGAAUGCAUUUUGGAGUUGACUGAGGGAUUUAAAACGCUUGAAGAGACCUAUGGCUGUUUAGACAACGUCAGUAUCGUAACAUUAGCUCCCGAAAAGGAAAAUGCCAACGAAACUAUUCGAGAAUUAACAAAACGUAACAUCAUCACAUCUUUAGGACAUUCCAUGGGCGAUUUGUCCCACGGAGAGAAAGCUGUCAAAAGCGGUGCUCGGUUUAUCACGCAUUUAUUUAACGCCAUGUUGCCUUUUCAUCAUCGAGACCCAGGUCUCGUUGGUCUCCUCGCCUCCGAUGCCAUUCCCGGAAUUAUCUACUACGGCAUCAUCGCCGAUGGAGUUCACACCCAUCCAGCAGCCCUUCGCAUCGCUUAUCGCACCCAUCCGAAGGGCGUCGUGCUCGUAACUGACGCCAUUUCGCCCAUGGGACUCGAGGAAGGCGUUCAUCGCAUCGGAAAAAUGACCGUAGAAAUCCGAAAUCAUCAGGCUUACGUCGCGGGAACGAAUACUUUAUGCGGCAGCAUCACUCCGAUGGAUGCUUGUGUUCGAUUUUUCAAACGAGCCACAAAUUGCGGCAACGUUUUCGCCUUGGAAGCGGCAACUUUGCAUCCGGCCCAAUGUAUGGGCAUCGAAAACCAAAAGGGAACCUUGAAUUUUGGAGCUGACGCGGACUUUGUGCUGCUGGAUGACGAUCUGAACGUUUUGGCAACUUACAUUGCGGGAGAACGGGUGUACCAAAAACACUGAGAUUUUAAAUUUUAAGACGAUUUGAGGAGAUUUACAUGUAUUUUAUCACAAAAAAAGACGCUUGCUAAAGAAAUUUUAUAAUUUU